Molecule: messenger RNA, 414 nt
Organism: Symbiodinium sp. CCMP2592
Lineage: Eukaryota; Dinophyceae; Suessiales; Symbiodiniaceae
Source: the annotation of a GenBank genome assembly
AUGGCCCAGCCUGUGACGACAAUGUCCAGCUCGGCGGCGGCACAGCCGAUCACGACCUACGCGAGCGCCCAGGCCACCCCGAUCACGACGAUGCCGGCAGCCACCACGUACAUCAUGCAGGCUGAUGGAAGCCUCCUCCCUCAGGCACAGUCCAUGGUGGUGAGCUCGCCAUACAGCUUUCCGUCUCCUGCCUUGGACCACUCCCAGGGCAAGUGGUUUGCCCCGGGCGAGCCCCUGCCUGCCGGCUUCGUUCCCGUGGCGCACCCCGAGGGCCACCUCGAGCCCAAGGCCCACCACGCCAUGACCGAAGCCGUGAAAUCCAUGACCGGCGUGGCCAGUGCCCCGGCUCCGGUUGCGAAGGGGAAGGCAGACAAGAAGAAGAGCAAGAAGAAGAAGAGCUCCGCCUGCUGCUAA